AUGUCUGCAGAUGCGGGAUCGUCUGCAGACAGUUUUAUAGAAUCUCGUUGGACAAUGAGAGACAAUUACAGUUCUUUACCAAAUUUGUUAACAUAUAACGGAAGUUCGUUAACAGCCUCAAAAAGACUAAUAUUUGCUAGACAAAACCGAAAACAAGUAUUUUCAUUUGAUAUAUCUAUCCGAAUUUUCGCACAUCGAGUCUUUUUGGUAGCAGGGACUGGACAUAUUAUCAAAGGCCAGGCCAUGGAACUGACAGUCUUUCUUUUUGCUCUUGCGGUUGCCAUGCCGACUGUGAACUCUCAAAUACAGAACGUUCGGGUUCCGCCUGGAGCUUUGGUUGAAUUUGAAUUUGAAUUUAUCAAUCCGAAACCAGGACAGUCCGGGGGCGGUGCCAGCGGCGGAGCAGGUGGUCAAGCAGCUGGUAGUGGUACGAGUCAAGGAAUGACACGUGGGCAAAUGCAAAUGCUGUCUCAAAUGAUGGGAAGUGCCAGUCAAAUGAUGGGCGGUUCUGGUAUGACAAUGGCAGGAUCAAGUCCAAUGGCGGGAAGUGGCGCUCAAAUGAUGGGUGGCGCUAGUCAGCCAAUGGGAGGAGUUAGCAUGAUGAUGGGCGGACCUAGUCAAAUGAUGCCAGGUGCUGGGCAGGCAAUGUCAGGUGGUGCUCAAAUGAUGCCAGGUGCUGGACAGGCAAUGUCAGGUGGUGGUCAAAUGAUGCCAGGUGCUGGACAGGCAAUGUCAGGUGGUGGUCAAAUGAUGCCAGGUGCUGGGCAGGCAAUGUCAGGUGGUGGUCAAAUGAUGCCAGGUGCUGGGCAGGCAAUGCCAGGUGCUGGUCAAAUGAUGCCAGGUGCUGGGCAGGCAAUGCCAGGUGCUGGUCAAAUGAUGCCAGGUGCUGGGCAGGCAAUGCCAGGUGCUGGUCAAAUGAUGCCAGGUGCUGGGCAGGCAAUGUCAGGCGGUGGUCUAAUGAUGUCAGGUGCCGGGCAACCAAUGUCAGGAGGUGGGCCCGGACAAUCUAUGGGCGGAGCAGGUCAGGGAAUGGCAGGAGCCGGACAAAUGGCCGCCCAAGCAAUGGCUGCUAAUGCACCAGGUUCUCCUGUUCAAGCACUAUUAUCAAAUAUGGCAAGAAUGGCGCUUGCUCUUAGAAGAAUAAAUGGUAUAAAUCAACGACUUCCGCCUAUGGAGGAGCCGUGUCCGUGUGAUGCCGAAUGCUGUUCACUUCCAAUGGAGCCUAGACGUAUACUUCCGGUGCUCAAUAUACCAAUGACAAUGCAUCCUGGUUGCUGUGGUUGCGUUGAAUGUCCUUUAUCUUUAUCUCCAGUUAUAGGCGGAAUGUUACAAGUAGCAAGGACGGCCCCAAUGCCACCGAUGCCACGCCCAAGAGAUUUGUAAGUAAUAUAAGGCAGCAUGGAUGCUACUCAUCGAUGUUUAGAAAACAACGCAAGCUGUAGAUAUCAGAUAUUAAAAAGGGCUCACGUACUUACUAAUUUAAUAUGUUUAGUUCAAUGCAUUGACAUGGCCUUGAUAGAUAGUAUUAUUGAUAAAUAAAGAGAUAGACAGAAAAUUA
Messenger RNA from Ruditapes philippinarum (Manila clam), 1558 nucleotides. Its product is annotated as loricrin-like. The transcript has 4 exons. NCBI's taxonomy places the organism in Eukaryota, Metazoa, Mollusca, Bivalvia, Venerida, Veneridae. The record is from RefSeq and is a predicted model, not a curated record. The coding region runs from base 1 to 1383 and encodes 460 amino acids.